UACCAACUAACCGUAUGAAAAUAUGAUGAUAAAUCCCUGCGGUUGAUCACUGACGCUUCAGUAAGUUAUCCAAUUUCAAAGGAGAAGUCUCAAGGUUUGGACCCCAAUAUGCGAGACAAAGUUAUCUAUUCAUCUCCAAAUUUUGAUCCCAAAGUUUUCCUUUCGUGGGUCCACAAAGACAUGAGCGCUGCUGACUUAGAGGCUGGUGCUCUCACCUUGAAAACUGAUCUCAAAGGGAGAACACAACAGAAAAAACUGUUAGUCAAGGAGAACUUCGAUUGUUUUGUCUCGUGCAAAACUACAAUAGAUGACAUUGAGUCAAAAUUGAGACAGAUAGAGGAAGAUCCUGAAGGUGCAGGUACUGCUCACUUGUAUUCAGUGACACUAAAAAUUAGUGGUGUGGCAAAUCGUGCAUUUGAGCCUCGAUUAUAGAAUUUUGUUAAUGUCUCAUAUAUGCUCAACUCCUGGAAGAUUUCCAUUGAAUAAUACUAUAAUCGACGUCGAGGAUGGUGGUCCGUAAAUACCAUGCCACCCCAAUCCCCAUCGCCCCCAAGAAACAGAUUUGGGGCCACCCCAAUCCCCAUCCU
Molecule: messenger RNA, 587 nt
Organism: Zea mays
Lineage: Eukaryota; Viridiplantae; Streptophyta; Magnoliopsida; Poales; Poaceae
Product: exocyst complex component SEC5A
Exons: 3
Coding region: 109-432 (107 amino acids)
Biological process (GO): Golgi to plasma membrane transport; exocytosis
Cellular component (GO): exocyst
Source: RefSeq, a predicted model, not a curated record